UUCAGAUGAAGAACAACAAAUAAAUAAAGAACAAGCAAUAAUAGUAAAGCAAAAGGAAAGUAAUCCAAAUAAUAACACAGAAUUCAAAAAUUCAGAACAGCCAAAGGAAAUUACUUUUAAUCAAAUGGAAGGACAAGAAGUUGAACAAGACGUUAUUCAACGAGAGAUUUAUCAACAGAGAGAUUUGACAGAUAAACAACUUCCAAAUGAACAAAUUCUGGAUAAACAACUAGAAAAAAGUCAUAAUCAACCGCAUUUAAAACAAAAUGAAAUUCCUUCUGUGAAUCGUUUAGAGGAAGAACAGCCAACAGAAGAAAGUUUAGAAAAACAAGAAUUAAUUUACCAAAAGGAAGGGAAUAUCCAGCAAGAUUAUAGUAAACCAAAAGAGCCAAAUGAAGAAGAUAAUAAAAUUAAUAAACAAAAGGAAAAUUCGAUUGAUGAAAAACAAAAUGAGACAACUCAAAAUAAAGAAAAUCCAGAAAAGAAUUAUGAGGCUAAUUUAAAAGAGAAUAAUCAACAAGAGAAUUUAAUUGGUGGAAAUAAUGAGGAAAAUAUUACAAAACAAUUAGACAAGAAAUCUCUACAAAAAGAUAAAAUUCCCUCAGAUAAAAAUCUUGAAAAAGAAAAGGAGGAAUUGGUUGAUAAGGAUAUUCAAAAUCAAAGAAAAGAAAAACAUUUAAUUGUUGAAGAGAAUACUAAUAAAGUUGGCCCUGAAACAAUUCAGCAUUCGGCUACUGAUAAUCAACAAAAACAAGUUUCUUUAACAGAAAAAGAGUUUUUAGCUGCAGAAAAAGAAAAAAUGAAAGAGAAAAAUAAGCAAAAAGUAGAUGAUGUAAAUACUUUUAAAGAAUUGGAAAAACAAAAAGAAAAACAAUCAACUCCUAAAUUAACUGAAGAACAAUUAAAAGAACUUCACACAUUAAUAGAAAAAUAUCCAUUUUUGCGUAAUAAAACGCUAAAUGAAAUACGAGGUUAUGUAAAAAUUAAACUUGAAGAAGAUAAUGAUUAUCAAAAUAUAAGUACAAAUAAAAAAGAAAUUGGAAGUGGUAGUAAACAAAAAGGUUAGAAGAAAGAGACUUUUGAAUAA
Messenger RNA from Meloidogyne enterolobii, 1087 nucleotides. The record is from the annotation of a GenBank genome assembly. Lineage: Eukaryota; Metazoa; Nematoda; Chromadorea; Rhabditida; Meloidogynidae.